CGAGCUCUAACAAGUUGCAAAGGCCUUGGUGCCGCGUUCAACUUCUAGGGUCAGCAGCCCUUCUCUUGAUCCAGCUCAGGCGCAUCUCAAGAUGGCGGCGCCGGGCAGCAACGGCGACGUCGCUUUCAUUGGACUGGGCGCCAUGGGCAGCGGCAUGGCGGCCCACCUGGUGAAACAAGGGUUUGCGGUCUGUGGCUUCGAUGUGUACGGCCCUUCAAUGGCCAAGUUGCAGGCGGCAGGGGGGAAAGCAGCCGCCAGCCCAGCAGAGGCUGCCCAAGAUGCGGCGCUCCUGGUGGUUAUGGUCACAAACUCUGAUCAAGCGGAGAGCGUCCUUUUUGGCGAAAAGGGGGCCGCUGCGGCGUUGGCAAAGGGCGCCACUGUGGUGCUGUGCUCCACAGUGCCCCCAGAUUUUGUGCGGGGCCUGGAGAGAAAACUUGCAAGCCUGGGCCUACUGCUGGUAGAUGCGCCGGUUUCUGGCGGGGUGGUGCGCGCAGCCGCUGGGACGCUCACUAUCAUGGCUGCGGGAUCGCCUGAGGCGCUUCAAAACGCGGAGCAGGUUCUCAAGGCUUUGAGCGAGAAUCUGUACAUCAUCCCUGGGGGCGCUGGGAGCGGCAGCAACGUGAAGAUGGUGAAUCAGCUGUUGGCCGGGGUGCACAUUGCGGCCGCGGCAGAAGCAAUUGCGCUCGGUGCACGCGCGGGGCUCGACACGCGGCUGCUGUAUGACAUCAUCAGCAAGGCCGCCGGCAACUCUUGGAUGUUUGAGAACCGCGUGCCGCACAUGCUGGAGCAGGACUACGCGCCCAAGUCCGCGCUCGACAUUUUCGUCAAGGACCUGGGCAUCGUGCUGGGCGAGGCCAAGGGGCUCAAGUGGCCGCUGCCCCUCUCCGCCGCGGCGCACCAGCAAUUUCUCGCAGGCUCUGCCGCGGGGCUUGGCCGAGAGGAUGACGCAGGGGUAGUCAGGGUCUUUGAGAAGCUAUCCGGCGUUAGCGUGGCAGCCCCCAAGCCCCCCCGAGCGCCUCUCGCCCUCCCUCCCGCAGACCCAAACGCCCCCAAACCAGCGGUCGGGUUCAUAGGCCUGGGCGCCAUGGGGGGUGGAAUGGCCAUCAACCUCGUCAAGACGGGCUUCCACGUCACCGGCUUCGAUGUUUACCCGCCUUCCGUGGAACGGCUGACGUCAGCCGGGGGUAGCGCCGGCAGCAGCCCUGCGGCAACCGCUAAGGGCGCGGACGUUCUGGUGAUCAUGGUCACCAACUCGGACCAGGCGGAGGCGGUGCUUUUUGGAGAGGCGGGCGCCGUGCCGGCCUUGUCGGAUGGAGCGACGGUCGUGCUGUGCUCGACUGUACCCCCAGACUACGUGCGCAGCCUCACAUCAAGGCUCGAAGGCGAAGGGCGCGGGCUGCGCCUGGUGGACGCCCCGGUAUCGGGCGGCGUUGCAAAGGCGGCGGACGGCACGCUGACGAUAAUGGCCGCUGGCUCCGACGACGCCCUCGCAGGCGCCGCUUCCGUGCUGCGAGCCAUGAGCGAGAACCUGUACGUCAUCCCCGGUGGGGCGGGAGCCGGCAGCAACGUGAAGAUGGUGAACCAGCUGUUGGCGGGCGUGCACAUCGCGGCCGCGGCCGAGGCGGUCGCGCUCGGCGCGCGAGCGGGGCUUGACACGCGGCUGCUGUAUGACAUCAUCAGCAAGGCCGCCGGCAGCUCCUGGAUGUUCGUGAACCGCGUGCCCCACAUGCUGGACAACGACUACACGCCCAAGUCCGCGCUCGACAUCUUCGUCAAGGACCUCGGCAUCGUUUUGGGCGAGGCCAAGAGCCUCAAGUUUCCGCUGCCGCUGGCUGCCCAAGCCCACCAGCUGUUCCUCCUCGGCUCUGCUGCUGGCUUCGGACGGGAAGACGAUGCUGCUGUUGUCAAGGUCUACGAGAAGCUCGCCGGCGUUUCAGCCGCGGCUCCCCUCCCAUUAAACCCCUCAAACCUCGCCGCCGCUCCGUCUUCUUCCCCCUCGUCAACGCCGACUCUUUCCCUCCAAGCCACGCUCGCCGCGCUGCCUCCGGAAUGGCCGGAGGACCCCCUUCCGGAAAUCCAGGAAGCGGUCGGGGCCAAGAACCGGGCACGGCCAGUCAUGGUGGUGUUAGACGACGACCCGACCGGGACGCAGACCGUGCACGGGGUGGCAGUGCUGACGGAGUGGAGCGUGGAGAGUCUGACGGCGGAGCUGGCGGGCCGGCCGCCGUGUCUAUUCGUGCUCACGAACUCACGGGCGUUGCAUACCGAUGAGGCCGCGGCGCUGACCAGCGAGAUCUGCCGCAACCUGGUCGCGGCUGCCGACGCGGCAGGGCACCUGCCUUUCACGGUGGUGCUACGUGGCGACUCCACGCUGCGCGGGCACUUCCCGCAGGAGCCCGAGGCGGCCGCCGCCGUGCUCGGAGAGACGGACGCGUGGCUGCUCGCGCCGUUCUUCCUGCAGGGGGGCCGGUACACCAUCGGCGACGUGCACUACGUGGCGGACGGGGAUAGGCUGGUCCCGGCGGGGGAGACCGAAUUUGCCAAGGACGCCGCGUUUGGGUACCGAUCUUCCAAUUUGAAGGAGUGGGUGGAGGAGAAGACCGGGGGACGGAUGACGAUAGCCAAUGUGGCAUCCGUCUCACUCGAGACAAUACGGCAGGGAGGGCCAGAGGCGGUGGCCAAAGAGCUCUUGAGUCUGAAGAAGGGCGCUGUGUGCGUGGUUAACGCCGCGUCCGAGCGCGACAUGCGCGUCUUCGCGGCCGGGAUGCUCCGCGCCGAGGCCGCCGGGCGCCGUUUCCUCUGCCGGACGGCCGCCGCGUUCGUGUCCGCAUCCGCGGGGAUCGAGCCGCGGCCGCCGCUCGGCCCCGCCGAUCUGAAAGUGACCAGAAAGUCGUGCCGGGGGCAUGGGGGCCUGAUUGUGGUCGGGUCGUACGUGCCCAAAACGACUGCGCAAGUUGAGGAGCUGCUGCGGCUGCGGGGAAACGAGCUGGAGCAGCUGACGGUGUCCGUUGCGGCGGUUGCGUCCGACGACGCCGCCGUCCGAGAAGAGGAGAUUGCACGCACCGUGCGGCGCACGGAGGCGGCCCUGCGCAGCGGCCGGGACACGCUUAUCAUGACGAGCCGCAAGUUGGUGACCGGCACGAAUGCGGCGUCGAGCCUCGCAAUCGGCGGCCGCGUCAGUUCGGCGGUGGUCGAGAUCGUGCGGCGGAUCCAAGUCGAGCCGCGCUAUCUUCUGGCGAAGGGCGGCAUCACUUCCUCCGACCUGGCCGUAAAAGCGAUGGGCGCCACGCGGGCGGAGGUCGCCGGGCAGGCCCUCCCGGGCGUGCCCCUCUGGCGGCUGGGGCCCGGGAGUCGGUACCCCGGGGUGCCUUACAUCGUCUUCCCGGGCAACGUCGGCGGAAAGGACGCCAUCGCACAGGUGGUGGCCACGUGGGCUCUGCCCCCCGCCCCGACCACCUCCGGCCUGCUGGAGAGCGCCCGGGAGGGCGGGUAUGCGGUCGGGGCGUUUAAUGUGUACAACCUGGAAGGCGUCGCGGCGGUGGUGGCAGCGGCAGAGGCUCUCCAGAGCCCGGCGAUAUUGCAGAUCCACCCCGGUUCCUUGGACCACGGCGGGCGGCCCCUCGUUGCGUGCUGCCUGGCGGCCGCCCGGGAUGCGGCAGUGCCGAUCACGGUGCACCUGGACCACGGGGCGAAGGAGGAUGACGUCAUGGCUGCGUUGCAACUGGGCUUCGACUCAGUUAUGGUUGACGGGUCGCACCUGCCGUACGACGAGAACGUGGCCUACACGCGGCGCGUGGCGCGAGCGGCGCACGCGCGCGGCAUGGCGGUCGAGGCGGAGCUGGGCCGGCUAUCGGGCACGGAGGACGGGCUUACCGUGCAAGAGUACGAGGCCAAGCUCACGGACGUCCAACAGGCACGUGACUUCCUGGCAGCGACGAAGAUCGACGCGCUCGCGGUGUGCAUCGGUAACGUGCACGGCAAGUACCCGGCGUCCGGGCCCAAGAUCGAUUUGGACAGGCUCCAGGCACUGCGAGAAGCAGCGGGCUCGACGACCCUGGUUCUCCAUGGAGCGUCGGGACUGCCGGAAGACCUGGUCAAGGCGUGCAUCCGUGCGGGUGUGACCAAGUUCAACGUCAACACGGAGGUGCGCGCCGCGUACUUAGAAAGCCUGCGGCAGCAGUCGGGGGCGCGGGAUUUGGUGGACGUCAUGAGAGCCGCGGGAGAGGCCAUGCAAGCGGUGGUUGCGGAAAAGAUGCGGAUGUUUGGCUCCGUCGGAAAGACGCCAUUUAGCUAAUCAGCAGCUACGUGGAAUUGCAUCAGUGGUUUUUACCCCUGACGUGCUGAAUCCUCUCCAGGUCACAUUGGGGCACGCGCGAUGAAGUUGGAGCACUUGAUUAUGGCGACAACCCAGUCGUCCGGCCAUCACAUCUGUAGAGCGAGUUGAGUGAGUAUAGCUCGUGAGGUGCUGAAAUCCAAACGAGUUGCACACUAGAAGGUUGACCUCGUUCUGAGGCAAUGUACGCGCAUGAUGUCUUGGCCCAUGCUCGUUCAAACUGCGGCUCGUGUUCAAGACCGAGUUCAUAUAUCGCGAAUUCAAUGCAGGCCUUCACGAUGAAGAUAUAAAAU
Klebsormidium nitens is the source of this 4626-nucleotide messenger RNA. NCBI's taxonomy places the organism in Eukaryota, Viridiplantae, Streptophyta, Klebsormidiophyceae, Klebsormidiales, Klebsormidiaceae. The record is from the annotation of a GenBank genome assembly.